CCCACCUUGCUUUUGUUCCAUCAACUCGGGCUCUUUGUCUGCGCUACUUGCUCGUCGGGUGCUGAGAAUUAAUUACCUCGUACCUACCUAGGCUUAGCCAUGGCUUGACGAAUCUCACUCUUCGAGUUCGCCAUAAUUAUGGUUUUUGUCGAGUCAGGGCUCUCUAUGAGUGCUCUUAAUUGGUGAUAUUUCACAAUACGGUAUUUCCCCCCAGUUCAAAUUCUUGACAGCAUCAACCAGUGACAAACUUAACUCGGGUCCGUUGCGUUGCGCAAAAAGUUCGCCCACCUUUGGCUUUGCCUUAGGCCAAGCCCACCACCACCCAACCAACGCGCUGCCGCGGCUCUCCCUUUUUAGUCUAAUCUUGAGUCGCAACCGUACCACAAUCCCAAAAUCCGCCCCUUAAAUCCACCCGGGCUGAUCGACAACUUUGUCAGUCCCCUUCCCCGCCGCUGCGCCCCUCCCUCUUUCUUUCUCUCUCUUUCGAAAGAUGGCCGGCACAUCAUCGCCUGGCACCGAAGGCCCGACCGUCGCACCUCCGCAUUUACCAUCAGGCUGGAUCGCUCAGUGGGACGGACAAAGUCGCAAAUACUAUUUUGUCGAGCUCGCAACGGGCCGCUCGCAGUGGGAGAUCCCGACAAAACCUGCCCUUGUCGGAGGCGGCACGCCAAACAACGGCGUCGAUCACCCGUACGGCAUACCUGGAAGCGAAGGCAAGGGGCGCAUCAUCACGCACCCUGACGGCAGCCAAACAAUACAGCACCCGGACGGUCGCAUGGAACCUAUCCUCCCGCCGGGAAUGGGAGGACCUGCUGAUGGACAGCGCGGAGGCCCUGACGGCACGAGGGGAAUGGACGGACCGGCCGGGGACAGGGGCCUGGGGAGUUUCGCGCAAAGUGCGCUGAGCUCGCUAGCCGGCGGCAAGAAGCAAGGCGGUAACUCGAACCCUCUCGGAGACCUUGCCAGCUCUCUCUUGGGCGGCAACAAACACAGCUCGGGUGGAGGUGGGGGUGGAAGUGGCAAGAUAGUGAGCCAGUUGGCUUCCAGUAUCUUCUCGUCUGGGAACGACAAACCGUCCCAGCCGACCAAUUAUCACGGCGGGCAGACACAGGGUCAACAUCACGGCGGCGGCCAUGCGGGCGGCCUAGCAGGGCAGGUCAUGGGAGGAGUGGCUCAAAUGUUUGGUGGCUCCUCAAGCGGUUCGGGCCACAACAACUUUGGCUACUCAAACCCUGGCCACAGCGGACCUUACAACGGCCCAGAACCACCAAUUUCAUACAUGCCACCGUCAAAGCCCGGCAGCGGCCCCCUCUCACCUAACACUCAAUCACAAAACAGCCAUCCCCCAACAUACGGUGGUGGCGCCCCUACACAACAUCAGUAUGGAAGCCAAACGCAGCAGCAGCAGCAGCAGCAGCAUCAUCAUCACCAGCCACAACAACCGCCCCACUACCCCCCUCCUCCAAACCAGUCAUAUGGACAGCCCUCAUAUGGCGGAAACCCGCACUAUUGAGCACAAGUACCGCGUAACCGCGCGAAUUAUAGCUCUCAAUAGUAUGCGCCCAUCAUAUACUUUGACGCGGGAUUUGCCAGGGCCAGCGGAGAAGUAGGGUUUUCUGUUUAGACUCAAAUCAUCAUUUGCAACGUAUUCUUUUCCUACGCAGUCUUUAAAGCUUCUUUACCGGAGAGUCAAUUUCCGGACAUACCACGAAACAUCUGUCUACAAGAUUUUGCCGUUGUUGAGGGGUCUUUUGCCGCUUGAAGAUGCCCAGAGUUCUGCUAUCAGCUCCAGAGUACGGGUGUUUUUUGAUUUUGUUUUUUGCUCCUCGGUUGCAGCUGAUAUUCGGCCCGGAAAUGACCUCAGAUUCUAGACUCCUCCGAUCUCGCCCAGGCCCAGUGAGUUAGUUGCCUUGCUGAUCCUCCCGGUUGCGUUCAUUGCGAGGCAGUAGGAACACAUUGGGCGAGUGCAUGAAUAGAUCCAACCUCAUGAUACGACAAAAGAUGCUUCCAGGAUCUAUCAGGUCUUAUGAUUUACAUUUCCCAUAAUUGACCGCAUAUAUUUCUUUCAGUUCGAAUACCCCACCGGUAAAUCUGACGGCUAUCCCGGUAAGUAGGGUGGUGGGUGGUGGGUGGUGGUGUGAGUCAUAGGUAUACUCAUGAGCAAGGAAACAGGUGCGCCGGUAGCUAAGUCAUGCUUAUAAGAUGCAUUUUCCCCUACACUUCUAUCAAGGAGGAUUAGUUUUAUCCUGUGUAUCUGAUGUGGAUAAAUGAGCCAUAUGCAGAUACUGGCUUUUGGGGGUUUCAUUUUUUUUUGUCCACUGUUUGGUAUCAUUCCUUUUUUUUCUCAGAAUUAGCUUUCUCGGAAGCGAAUUCGCGAAAUCCUGCCGCCAUUCUGCGAGCAACCAGCCAAAAUACGAUCGCUACAACCAGUACAUAGAGAACCGUCGGGAUGAGGGAGCGCGGUAGAACGUUGAAGACGUAUGGAUCCAAGAUGAUGUCGACAUGCACCGGUUCGACUUUCUCCAUGAGAUUCGCAUCGUCGGUGAAGUAAUCGGCGGCUGCGAGUAUUUCGAGCAAUAGCACUGAGGCCUCGUGCUCUCCCCGCCGCUCAGUAGCUUUUCGGCCUGGCUGCACAGGUUCCUCUCCCUCCUGGGUGGAUCUUUUCUCUAGCCUCGUGGUUGAAUACUCUGAUAGUGAUGAAAUCAGCUCGGGAGUAUCCCACACCACUGGGACCUCAUGAGUCUUGAGAUUGAAUGAUGUCGGUUGCUAUAACAAUUUUGAUUUAAUACUGAUUCUCAUAUACAAGGCCCAGCCCAGAGAGAUUAUACGCACAGUUGCCUUCCAGCACACGCGAACCUCGUAACGCUGGCCGGGCUUCAAGUUGUCGAGCAAAAGCCAUGUCGUCUUGCCCUUGCGGGGACCUUGAUCGUCCUUUCCGGGAAAUUCUGCCUCCAGAUAAGUCCGGAUCGCCCGAGUCUCGGCGCUUUCCGGACUCAAAACCUCGAGACCAAGAUCUGUGAUGGUCGGCCUCUGAUGGGGGACGUUGAUGGUCUCGGGGCCAAGGAAUAUUGUCUUUUCGACAUUGGCAGCUACGUGGGGUGCAAAUGCACACAUGGUCAACAGCACCCCGAUGAGGCCAGAAUUAUUAAGCAUAAUGGACGGUGGGCAUUGAACAGGCGUCUUUUGAUCAGGUUUCUACCAGCUAUAAUAAGCAGUGAGAUCCUAGCGAUCAGAUUGAUAGGGUAUGACUUGGUUGACUGAAUCUAAGUAAAGAUGCUUUAUGAGUG
Pyricularia oryzae 70-15 is the source of this 3287-nucleotide messenger RNA. RefSeq lists its product as uncharacterized. The transcript has 4 exons. The record is from RefSeq and is a predicted model, not a curated record. Gene Ontology annotation, molecular function: protein binding. The coding region runs from base 491 to 1513 and encodes 340 amino acids. NCBI's taxonomy places the organism in Eukaryota, Fungi, Ascomycota, Sordariomycetes, Magnaporthales, Pyriculariaceae.